Bombus pyrosoma is the source of this 603-nucleotide messenger RNA. RefSeq names its product DNA repair protein XRCC3-like. NCBI's taxonomy places the organism in Eukaryota, Metazoa, Arthropoda, Insecta, Hymenoptera, Apidae. Gene Ontology annotation, molecular function: ATP-dependent DNA damage sensor activity; four-way junction DNA binding; ATP binding. The coding region runs from base 1 to 582 and encodes 193 amino acids. Gene Ontology annotation, biological process: t-circle formation; resolution of mitotic recombination intermediates; double-strand break repair via synthesis-dependent strand annealing. Gene Ontology annotation, cellular component: replication fork; Rad51C-XRCC3 complex. The transcript is spliced from 4 exons. The record is from RefSeq and is a predicted model, not a curated record.
AUGCCUGACAUACAUCUAAUAAUUAAUGUAGGUGCAGUAUAUAUUUGUACUGAAUGUACAUUUCCCUCACGAAGAUUACAGGAAUUGAUACAGAAACUGGAAAUUACUAAAAAAUAUGGAAUAAAUGGUGACUCAGUAUUUGUAGAACAUAUAUCAACUAUUGAGGAACUGGAGAUAUGUUUGCUUCAUAGAAUUCCAAUAUUAAUGUCUGUACAAAAGAUAGGAUUAAUAAUUAUAGAUUCAAUUGCUGCUCCAUAUAGAGUAGAAGAUUGGAAAGAUGAAUCUAAUAAAAGAGGAAAAAGUUUGAGAACAAUUGGGCAACAGUUACAUAAAUUAUGUAAAAAUGACAUUUGUGUAGUUUGCAUUAAUCAGGUAACAGCAAUUAUGCAUAGUAAUAUAUCUAGUGAUUAUUUGAGUGUACGACCGUCUUUGGGAAUAACUUGGUUAAGUAUGAUAACUAAUUCCAUACAGUUUUACAGAAUAGGUACUAUGAGAUAUGCUUGUGUCAAAUUGUCAUCAAAUUUAUCAGAAAUAACUAUUUCAUUUGAAAUACAAGGAUAUGGGGUAAAAGCAAUAGGUUGAAUAAAACAAAUUGAAAUAAAA